AAGAACCUAUGGAGGCAAUUCAUCGAAGUUGGAUGAGCAUGAAUAUAUAUAUUAUUGUGGUGUUGGCUCUUUGGCAUUUUCCUGCUCAUCAUCGCCACCUACUUGCUUCUUCUGCCCCAACUGAUCCCAAUGAUGUGAUGGGAUUGAAGGCCCUCACCAUUGACUUCCCAAAGUUAUUUGGAGUGAAUUUCCCAAUGCUCGACGGCGACCCCUGCUAUCCCGGCGAAUUGGCCUGGAUCCAAUGCAGCGCCGAUCCUGUCCCCCGUGUCAUUGCCUUGAAUCUUGGAGACAUGCAGCUGUACAGAGGACGACCAUCGCUUCCUGAUUUCAGUUCCAUGGAUGCCCUUCAGACCAUAGACUUACAUGGUAACUUCUUGUCCGGACCUAUCCCAGAAUUCCUAGGUACCUUUCCAAAGCUAACUUAUUUGUAA
This is a messenger RNA of Andrographis paniculata, 431 nucleotides long. RefSeq names its product senescence-induced receptor-like serine/threonine-protein kinase. NCBI's taxonomy places the organism in Eukaryota, Viridiplantae, Streptophyta, Magnoliopsida, Lamiales, Acanthaceae. The transcript is spliced from 5 exons. Bases 9 to 431 code for a protein of 140 amino acids. The record is from RefSeq and is a predicted model, not a curated record.